Molecule: messenger RNA, 417 nt
Organism: Colletotrichum paranaense
Lineage: Eukaryota; Fungi; Ascomycota; Sordariomycetes; Glomerellales; Glomerellaceae
Exons: 1
Coding region: 1-417 (138 amino acids)
Source: RefSeq, a predicted model, not a curated record
AUGAUCUCUUUGGCGCCGAGCUAUCUCACAAGUCACAACUGUGUGCUCUGUACUCCAUAUGCCUCUGGAAGGCUGUAUCCAUCCUGUACAGUCUGUACUCACCUCGAACACAAGUUCACGUUUUGUCACCGAGGCAGAUCCUGUAAUGGCCAAGAUCGGUUGCACAAUUCGUCUCUCCCCCAAACCCAGGCUGGGCGUGCGAAAGCCGACCAAAAGACACCCGGAAUUCUGUUGCAACAAGAUACACGCCCCCUUCGUCCACCGAGCUGCCCAAGCCACUUGUUCCGGGCCCUCUGCUCUCUACACCCCCCCUUCCAGUGUCGAUACUCGGCCAGGAAGAAGAACAACCCCCUUGGAUCCCCCUGCGACUCGCAACUGGACGAGCACCGGAGCACAGGCAUCCUGAGCGUUUCCUGA